Molecule: messenger RNA, 1827 nt
Organism: Sporothrix brasiliensis 5110
Lineage: Eukaryota; Fungi; Ascomycota; Sordariomycetes; Ophiostomatales; Ophiostomataceae
Product: threonineeeee dehydratase
Exons: 1
Coding region: 1-1827 (608 amino acids)
Biological process (GO): L-threonine catabolic process
Molecular function (GO): threonine deaminase activity; pyridoxal phosphate binding
Source: RefSeq, a predicted model, not a curated record
AUGUCCGAUCCAACAACAGGCAAGCCCAACGGCAGCACCGUCGUCAAUGGCUCGCCCAAUGCGGUGCCGCUGCGGUCGGCGGCCGCCGCCGCCUCUUCUACCUCGACCACGACUCCUCCCAAUGGCAACGGCACCAGCAGUCCCGGCCGUCCAACACCGGCACGGACGCCCAGUGUAUCGGGCCUGUCACGGACCGAGUCUCUGGUCGAUUUCGCCACGGCUGAGGCUGACGAGCGUGCCGCCCGCGUGCGCAAGCUGCUGCCCGAGGAGUUCAUCCUCCCCAACGGCCACCCCGACUACCUCCGCCUGAUCCUCACCUCCCGCGUCUACGAAGUCUGCAAGGAGACCUCCCUCAGCCAUGCUGUCAACAUCAGCAACCGCCUCGAGUGCAACGUGCUGCUCAAGCGCGAGGACGAGCAGCCCGUCUUCAGCUUCAAGCUGCGCGGCGCCUACAACAAAAUGGCCCACCUCGACCCGGCCCAGUCGUGGCGCGGCGUCGUCUGCUCGUCGGCCGGCAACCACGCCCAGGGCGUUGCCUACUCGGCCCGCAAGCUCAAGAUUCCUGCCACCAUUAUCAUGCCCGAGGGCACGCCCAGCAUCAAGCACAAGAACGUCUCGCGCAUGGGCGGCCACGUCGUGCUGCACGGGCCCGACUUUGACGCGGCCAAGCAGGAGUGUGCCCGCCGCGUGCAGCAGGACGGCCUCAUUGACAUCCCGCCCUUUGACGACCCGUACGUCAUUGCCGGCCAGGGCACCAUUGGCAUGGAGCUGCUGCGCCAGACCAACAUCCAGAAGCUCGAGGCCAUCUUCUGCUGCGUCGGCGGCGGCGGCCUCAUUGGCGGCAUCGGCGUCUAUGUGAAGCGCAUCGCACCCCACGUCAAGAUCAUUGGCGUCGAGGCGUACGACGCCAACGCCAUGGUCCAGUCGCUGGCCAAGGGCGAGCGCGUCGUCCUCAAGGAGGUGGGCCUGUUCGCCGACGGCGCGGCCGUCAAGGCCGUCGGCGAGGAGACGUUCCGCAUCUGCCAGGAGGUCGUGGACGAGGUCAUCCAGGUCACCACCGACGAGACCUGUGCCGCCAUCAAGGACGUCUUUGAGGACACGCGGUCCAUUGUCGAGCCGGCCGGCGCGCUGGCGGUGGCCGGCCUCAAAAAGUACGUCGCCCAGAACCCGUCGUCCGACCCGACCCGCACCCUCGUCGCCAUCACGAGCGGCGCCAACAUGAACUUUGACCGCCUGCGCUUUGUCGCCGAGCGCGCCACCCUGGGCGAGGGCAAGGAGGCUCUGCUGGCCGUCGAGAUCCCCGAGCGGCCCGGCUCGUUCGCCGAGCUCAUUGAUGCCAUCAUGCCCCACGCCGUCACCGAGUUCAGCUACCGCUACAACGACGGCCGCGCCGCCAAUGUGCUGCUGGGGCUGUCGCUGACGGCGGCCAACGCCGCGGAGCGCGUGCAGCAGCUCGGCAACCUCAUGGCCCGCAUCGCCUCGACCGAGGGCAUGCACGCCGUCGACGUGUCGGGCGACGAGCUCGCCAAGAGCCACAUCCGCUACCUGAUGGGCGGCCGCUCGACGGUGCCCCACGAGCGCCUGUACAUGUUCAACUUCCCCGAGCGGCCCGGCGCCCUCGACAAGUUCUUGGCCACGCUGCGCCCGCGCUACAGCAUCAGCCUGUUCCAGUACCGCAACGAGGGCAGCGACAUUGGCAAGGUGCUGACAGGCAUCCUGUGCCCCGAUGCCGAGGUCGGCGAGCUGGAGACGUACCUGAGCGAGAUUGGCUACCCCUGGGUCGACUGCACAGAGAGCAACGUCUUCAAGUCGUUCUUGCGGAACUAG